Rhineura floridana is the source of this 5742-nucleotide messenger RNA. It is a transcript of the gene TLK2, whose product is annotated as tousled like kinase 2. Gene Ontology annotation, molecular function: ATP binding; protein serine/threonine kinase activity. Gene Ontology annotation, cellular component: nucleus. NCBI's taxonomy places the organism in Eukaryota, Metazoa, Chordata, Lepidosauria, Squamata, Rhineuridae. The coding region runs from base 559 to 2811 and encodes 750 amino acids. The transcript is spliced from 22 exons. Gene Ontology annotation, biological process: chromosome segregation; intracellular signal transduction; peptidyl-serine phosphorylation. The record is from RefSeq and is a predicted model, not a curated record.
AACUUCCCCCUCCCACCCGUGCAAACCUCGCGAGACAAUACGCGCUUUCACAAGUGUUUUUUUUUUUGCACCAAUCGAUCCGGGGGCUGGGCUUAAAAAUGCCUAAGUAAAGGGGGGCGGGGGUGAGGGGGUGUACAGACGAGAGAGGGGGGAGAAAAAAUGAAAUGUGGGGGGCCGCCCCGCCCCCAGUAAACGCAACUUGCAACCACCCCCCACAUCUAAAUAGCUUUUUUUUGUAACCCCCCUUGUACCACCCACCAGCCUACCCUCUCUCUCUCUUAUCCUUUCCUUGGGGGAACGAAGGUGGAAAGCCCCCCCUAGUCCUCCCAGAAACGAGGCUACCUUUGCCGGGCGGGAAGUUACGCGAGGCCGAGGAUUUUAUGGCCUGCCCGCUUGCUUCUCUCCCUCUCGGUCUCUGCUGAGAGGGCGCAGUAGCAGCUGCUGCUCCCCCCUCCUCCGGUGAUCCCUCCUUCUCUCUCUCUCCCCAUCUUCUCCUUGUGGCAAAAAGGCCCUGCAACCGGCUGGCCAGGAGUGAAGUCCAGCCGAGCCACCACAGAUAUGAUGGAAGAAUUGCAUAGCCUGGACCCACGACGGCAAGAAUUGUUGGAGGCCAGGUUCACCGGAGCAGGUGUUGCAAAGGGUCCUUUGAACAGUGAAUCUUCCAAUCAGAGUUUGUGCAGUGUGGGCUCUCUGAGUGACAAGGAGCUGGAAACUCCUGAAAAAAAACAGAAUGACCAGCGCAACAGGAAGAGGAAAGGGGAAUCCUUUGAGACCAGUCAAAGCAAAGUCACUCCAAGGGGACAUAAAAUUAGUGAUUAUUUUGAGUUUGCUGGGGGAAGCGGUCCAGGAACAAGCCCUGGAAGAAGCGUGCCACCUGUUGCACGAUCUUCACCACAGCAUUCCUUAUCAAAUCCCUUACCUCGGCGAAUGGAGCAGCCGCUUUAUGGGGUAGACAACAGCACAGCCAAGGAACUGCAGGAGGAGCACUCUGCUCUGCCAACGCUGGUGUCGGCGAUGCUGGCGAAGCAGCGACAAGAGGGCGAGCAGCUGGCACAGAGGGGUACAAGCCUCUGUUUUCCAUUUACUUCGGCCCAGCAAAGCAGUCCUUCUUCAACAGGUUCAGGGAACACAGAACAUUCCUGCACCUCCCAAAAACAGAUUUCCGUCCAGCAUAAACAGACUCAGUCUGAUCUCACGGUGGAAAAAAUAUCUGCACUAGAAAACAGUAAAAACUCUGAUCUGGAGAAGAAAGAAGGCAGGAUAGAUGACUUACUGAGAGCAAACUGUGACUUAAGGCGACAGAUAGAUGAACAACAGAAAAUGCUUGAGAAGUACAAAGAACGGUUGAAUAGAUGUGUGACAAUGAGCAAGAAACUUCUUAUAGAAAAGUCAAAGCAGGAAAAAAUGGCAUGCCGAGAUAAGAGUAUGCAGGAUCGUCUGAGGCUGGGUCAUUUUGCUACAGUCCGACAUGGAGCUUCCUACACGGAGCAGUGGACAGAUGGCUACGCUUUCCAGAACCUUAUCAAGCAACAGGAACGGAUAAAUUCCCAAAGGGAAGAGAUAGAAAGGCAACGCAAAAUGCUAGCAAAGCGGAAGCCACCUGCCAUGGGGCAAGCCCCUCCAGCAACCAAUGAGCAGAAGCAGCGCAAAAACAAGACCAAUGGAGCAGAAAAUGAGACGUUAACGUUAGCAGAAUAUCAUGAACAGGAGGAAAUCUUCAAGCUCCGGCUAGGUCAUCUUAAAAAGGAAGAAGCAGAGAUCCAGGCAGAACUGGAGCGGUUAGAAAGGAUUAGAAAUCUACAUAUCAGGGAAUUGAAAAGGAUACAUAAUGAAGAUAAUUCACAAUUUAAAGACCACCCAACUCUAAAUGACAGAUACUUGUUGCUGCAUCUCCUGGGCAGAGGGGGAUUUAGUGAGGUAUAUAAGGCAUUUGAUUUAACAGAACAGAGAUACGUAGCAGUAAAAAUUCAUCAGUUAAAUAAAAACUGGAGGGAUGAGAAGAAAGAAAACUACCACAAGCAUGCAUGUAGAGAGUACAGAAUCCAUAAAGAGCUGGAUCAUCCUCGCAUAGUUAAGCUGUAUGAUUAUUUCUCGCUGGACACUGACUCGUUUUGUACAGUGUUAGAAUACUGUGAAGGGAACGAUCUGGACUUCUACCUGAAACAGCACAAAUUAAUGACUGAGAAAGAAGCACGGUCUAUAAUCAUGCAGAUUGUGAAUGCAUUAAAAUAUUUAAAUGAAAUCAAGCCACCCAUUAUUCACUACGAUCUCAAGCCAGGUAACAUUCUCUUAGUAAAUGGCACUGCAUGUGGUGAGAUUAAGAUCACUGACUUCGGCCUGUCAAAGAUCAUGGAUGAUGACAGCUAUAACUCAGUCGAUGGCAUGGAGCUAACAUCACAAGGGGCUGGCACUUACUGGUACCUGCCACCUGAGUGUUUUGUGGUUGGGAAAGAGCCUCCAAAGAUUUCAAAUAAAGUUGAUGUCUGGUCAGUGGGAGUAAUAUUCUACCAGUGCCUUUAUGGCAGAAAGCCUUUUGGGCACAACCAGUCUCAACAAGAUAUUCUGCAAGAGAACACAAUCCUUAAAGCUACAGAGGUGCAGUUUCCUCCAAAGCCCGUCGUAACACCGGAAGCAAAGGCAUUUAUCAGACGCUGCCUGGCAUACCGGAAGGAAGAUCGGAUAGAUGUCCAGCUGUUAGCAUGUGACCCCUACUUGCUUCCCCACAUCCGCAAAUCUGUAUCAACAAGCAGCCCAGCUGGGGCUGCUAUUGCCUCAACCUCUGGAUCCUCUAAUAACAGCUCUUCAAACUGAGCAGGAACAAUAGGUCAAAAAUACAUAUAUAUAUAACCGGAACUGCAGAAACCAAGAGAGUCAGAGACGUUUUGAGAAGCAGCUUUGGGAUUGGCAAGGAAUCCACAAAACGGCCUCAAGAAACCAGUAUCGGGUGCUUUGUUUUUCUCUUGCGUUCUUGUCCCAUCCAUAGAGCAAGGCAUCAUUGAUUCUCGGCAAGGUUCUAUGGCAACUUAAGUCAAACUAAGUGGCCAAGGAAGAGGAGAUUGACUGGUCUCAUGCUGAGCAAUGGCAAAGGCACUAACUGCUCUGGGCAGCAGAGGGAAAAGAUGGCUCCAUGUACUGUGAACUUCCAGACACCACGGACCCAGGGUGCGGUUCCAUGAUGCAGGGUGCACACACUGUGUGGAGAAUUGUGGACAUGGCGGCAGGGUAAAGAGGCUGGACUUAGUCCACUGUCAAUAUUUAAAAAUAUGUUCUUUUCUUUUAAAUAAAGUUUAGGCUACAUCUCAUUGGAGGGAAGGGGAAGAAACCACAGAGCUCAUUGCUGUGAGGUUCUGCUGGGAGAUUGGCACAGGACUCUUGUGCCCUUUGCAAGGGAGCCAAGUAUCCUGCCUGUUGAUAGCACCAGCAUUAGUAUGUCAUCCGAGAUAAUUUCAGUUUUUAAAAUAACUUUUAUUGGUUUUCUGGUUGUAAGGUGAACUAACUAGCAGGUCAAUGUGGCAGCCCACUCUUCCUUUUCUUUAGAUUGGCCUCAUAUUCUGCAAGGGAGGAGUGCAAUGUAAUGCAGAAAGUGCAUUACAACUGUGAGCGUAGGUUUCUGCCCCCCACACACACACACCAAAAAAAGCUGCUUGGCAAGCACUUAACGGUUAUCCCCCUUCAGAAUAAAACUAAGUGUUUCUCUUUUGUUUUUUUAAAAUAGUUUUCCUCGUGGUGUUCUGACCCCAUUCACUCGGGUCUUUUUGAAUGAUGGCAUUCUCUUAGCACACACAAGGAUGCUGUCUCUGGCAAAACACUCUAGUCAAAUUACCUCCUCUCCCUCCCCUCUUUCUCCCUUCCCCUUUUAAAAAAAAUGCUUUCUGGACUGCCUAUACUAUCUCAGAAGCAUCAGCUACAUUAACACCCCAAAAGGAAACUCAUCCUGAAGAACAGCUAGCCUUUCUAAACUUAAAACUUGUAUUUCAAUUCCUUUAUCCAUUAAAGAGUUGGGGGGGUUGCAUACUACUCUUGGCCUUUGACUUUUUUCACCUUUUAAGAAAAACAUUAAAACCAAAGAAGAAUCCAGUUUCUUGAAAAUUGUGGCAGAAUGCUACUCCCAUAGGUGGCCAAAACAUUGUUUGCAGAAACGUUUGAAGCAGUACGGUGUGAUCAGGCAUCCUAGCCAGGACUUCAGUUCUGCACCCACAACUGAUGACUCUCAAUCCUCCCCCCUAAGCUUCCUGCAAGCAAUGGUGCAAGUAGAAAUAGCAGGGACAAGUUGAGGGGACCAAGCCAUAUUGAGAUUUAGAGGGGCUUGUGGGUGAGCGGAGCUGGAAGUGGAGACUGUGUGUGUGUGGUGUUUUUGUUUGCUUACCUCUAGCGACUUCUGUGGGUCAGGUGGAAGACAUGGAUGCUGUAAGUGUCUGUGCAAUGGACACCCCACUCCUCCUUUUUCCAAUGGCUCAGUCACCAGGAUAGGUAUACCAUUUUGCUAGUAGGUGGGCUGUGUCUGUUUAAAUGAGUUUGCAAAGGGAAGUGAGGAAACGUAAUGUGUCAUUAUCACAACUGAAGGCACUAUAAAAAGGCUCAUGAAACUUGGCUUUCAAAAAUAAAAAUAAACCCACCAUGAGUUCCCUGUUAGGGUAGAGGGGUUCUCCCCUUUACUUUGUGAUAUUCUGUGCCUCAGAACUGAGGAAGUAGCUUUUCCUUUCCUCUAGUGGAACAGCUGGUAUUUGGACUCCUUAUACUCGGUAGAAAGUAGGUGAAAUCUGGAGCCAGGGGAAGGUCUAUACCAUGAGGCUCUCCAGGGUUGUAAUGGCUUCUGGUAGAAUUCACAUGCAUGCACACACAUACACACUCUUAUCAAGUUGUUUGCUUCUGAGCAUAAGAAUAAAACACAACCAGUUGUUUUGUCUUUUCUUCCCCAACCCAGACUCGUCUUGUCUUAGAAGAAAACCAGCAUGUGUUUUAUUCUGCCUAGGGUUUUCUUAUCCCAGGGUUACUCAUAGCUUUUUCACCAAAAUGCAGCUUGGGGCAAUACAAGAGUUGGCAAAAUGCAGGAGUAGGUGUCAUGGCUGCCACAGCAGAAUAUAACUGUUGUCUGGUAGUUGACCCCUUAUCUUAGCUGUUUUGGGAUUGGGCUCGUCGUACUUUCGGUAGCUAAAUUCAAGACAUGAAACAUACAGUAAGUGUUUGGGCCUAGCAUCCUUUUGGUUUUCCCUCCAUAGAAUUUAACUCAAAGCAACUUUUCACUUUGACCAGGUUAAAACUUGCAUUUGCCAGUUUGUUAUGGGGGUAAUUCUUAAUCAUCCCUAGAGAAUCCUGUUCCAAAUGAGACUUCUUUUUAAAUUUAUUUUCUAAAAGCCCAACCGGACUUUCAACCAUAACUUGUAUUUCCCUCCCUCUCUUCACUCACCCACCCCAAUAAUAGUGGCUGUCAGAUAUUUCAGUCCUUAGUUGUGCCUGGACAGGAGCCUUCAUCUUUUCAUGGUGUUCUUUAAUGAAGCAGGAUAGAUAUCUCUGGAUGAGAAAUGCAGACUGUGACUUUUUUCUUUUUCUCCCCCUCUGCCCUUUUUUAAAGCUGUUGCUGAAAUGGGUUUUAUUUCAGGUAACAAAACCUUUUUAUUGCCACAUUGUUCAUUUUACUGAAAGGAAAGGAAAAGUGUAUGGAUUUGUAACUUGAAACUAGGCCAGACUGUUUUGGCUUUGCCCAGCAGACAAAAAUAUGGAUAUUAAACAAGUUUUAAGAAA